Messenger RNA from Hylaeus volcanicus, 2890 nucleotides. Its product is annotated as VID27-like protein. The record is from RefSeq and is a predicted model, not a curated record. The transcript is spliced from 14 exons. Lineage: Eukaryota; Metazoa; Arthropoda; Insecta; Hymenoptera; Colletidae. The coding region runs from base 35 to 2353 and encodes 772 amino acids. Gene Ontology annotation, molecular function: protein binding. Gene Ontology annotation, cellular component: cytoplasm; nucleus.
GAAGAGUUUCAUUUGUGAAAUCGACUGAUAAAAAAUGUUUUCUUUUGUGAAAUCUUUAUUUCUUGGUGGUUCUAGCCUUGAGGGGACCCCCGCAGAUCCUUUAACGCCUAACAUGGAAAAACACAUUAAAUCUUCUUCUGAAUCUUCUUCGGUGACCUCUGAAACGGAAGAGAAUUCGAAGCAUUUGACUAAAAUAAGUGCAACACGGCAGUUUUUAAUUCUUCCAGAAGAAUCAAAGGAUGAAGAUUUACUAAAAUUUGCAACCUUAAAAGGGGCUUUGUAUAGUGUUGAUGGAGGUGAUGUCGAGUGUUUGAUGGAAUCCUGCAACAUUACCAUCUUCGAAAAUACAAUCAACAUGACUUUGGCAUCAGAUGUCAAAGGUUCCCACUGUCAUAAGUUGACGAUCAAAUCUGAAUGGAUUACAAAUUUACAGCAACACUUACCAACAGCCUUUCGAUUAUUAAUUAACGAUCAUCAAGGCAAAGGUGGAAUUGAAUACACUGUUCAAUUCAAAAAUGCCCAAGAAGCAGCUGUAUUUCGAAAGCAAAUUUAUGAAGCAAUCAUUUGCAUGACGUGCGAAUUAUCAUCUGUUGAGUGUGCUAUCGCAGAAUAUAAUACUUUAGAUCGUGAAUUCGUUAUUGUAUCAAAAUGCGUCGUCGCUUCCAUUCUUCAAGACAAAACAAAAUUAAAGUUUUAUCUUACAAUUGAAGAGAUCAAAAACAAUGAGAAGCAAUUCCUUUUCAUUGAUGCGUUAUCUAAGGAUAUACAAAUAUGGGGUUCUCCUACUAGCAAUCAAAUAACGUUUUGGGGAGUCCACCACCAACAAUUGAAUGCAACAAAAACUAUGUUUUUAAUGGAAAUCAACCCUUUAGCAGUUGGAGAAGCCUCAAUUAAUGUUUUCUUUACGCAAAUUGCAAGAGCUUUACAUGAUCCCUCUUUUUUACGCCAGGAAACUUUUCAUCACGAUACUACCAAGGAGGACCAAAGCGAUGUAGACAUGGAAGACGAUGGUUUUGAUGUUGGCCAAUUAGCGAGUGAGUUGCCCAAUUCAAACGAAUUGACCCAUUUAAAUGCGUUUCGUGCGCCACUUGCAGAUACAUCAACGUGUUUAGAAUGGAAAAAGAAUGGACGUCGAUCGGUCGCUCGAUUUAGGCCACCACGUCAUUCCUAUUUCUCAGCUGAAUCGGAUGCUAGUGAAACUGACGAAAAUUCCGAUAAAAAUGAUUUCCAACAUCCUUCAAAACCUUUAUAUUUUAGCGGUUGUUCAAAUGAAAAAUUAGUACACCGAUUUAUGGAGGUGGGAUCGAGCCGUAUGUUUGUAUGUCGUGGUGAUUCAGCACCAGACAAAUCGUUUCAAAGUCGGUCGGAGCCACAAAGCCAUCGAUUACAAUUGAAAGUUUACAAAAAGGAAAAUUCAGAUGAAGAGGUUGUUGAGUCUGUGGGUAUCAUAAGUGGGCAAAAGUUUUGUUACCAAGGAAAAACUUUUGUCCCUUUGAAAGGCUUACUUCAUCAGCACGAAAAAAAAAUGUUAUUAGUUCCAGAAGGUUCAAAAAAUGGAGACAUAUUUAUGAUGGAUUUAGAAACAGAAAAAAUCGUUCAAAAAUAUGAAGCCGAUGACUCAAAAAUUUCAACCUUAUUUCCUACUUUCAAGAAAGCACAAGCAUCUGCUGAUCCAACAUUUCUAUGCGCGAAUCCUAAAGAAUUGUUUUUAAUGGAUACACGUUUAAACAAUGGUGUUGCUAAAACAACAUCCUUCAAUUAUUCGACGAAUCCUCAAAUUUCUGUUGGAGCCACCGAUUCGAAUAAACAUAUUCUAUUAGGAAGUCGUCUAGGUGAAUUACGUCUUUUUGACGGAACUGCUAACGCUAAGGGAGAUUUCAAGCGAGCUAAAACGUUACUUCAAACAAUAAGAGAGCCUAUUGUAGCAGUUGAUGUCAAUAAUGAUGGAAGUUGGAUUCUUGCCACAACUAAAACUUUUUUGGUAGUGUUUCCUACACGCCUUAUUGGAUCAACAAAAAAUGGUUUUGAAACCGCUUUGGGAAAGAAAAAACCCGCCCCACGUUAUUUAAUGCUAACGGCUGAGGAUAUUUUAAAUUACCAAAUUACCACAAUUGAUUUUGCAGCAGCGAAAUUCGAUGCAUCCGAAGAAUCCAUUGUUACAAGCACUGGAAAUAUGGCAGUUGUUUGGGAUUUCGAAAGUGUAAAAAGAAAUCAACCUAUCUAUUCUAUACGGUUUGCUCAAGACUCUAUCAAAGAUGUUCAAAUACCGACGGAUUCGUCUAAUGUCGUCGUUGCUUAUUCAACGGCUAUUGGAUUGUUCGGUACGGAAAAGCACGAACUACCUACGAAUUGAUCCUAUCGAAGUUUUCAAUCUAUUGUUUUAACAAGUCAUGUGAAAGAAUUACUUUUAUUAACAUAGUUUUAUUUAUUAAUAACGACAAGUGAUUUACAAGCAACACAAUGUGUCUGUGACCAGUAGGGUGUGUCUAUCGAAACUUGUUUUUCGUCACACAUCAUUUUAUUGCACGCAUUAAUUUCACGCGUAUUCAUCACAAUUGACAGUACAUAUCUCUACUAUCAACAAACAAAAAAAAUUAUUUACCAACCAUGUCAAAAACAUUUCAACUGCGCGCUACUUAUGAUGACACUUUAAUUAAAGGCAUGACAAUAAAUCAGAAGCAAAACAUAAUAAUUUCUUACAGUUGCAUACCGACUUAUUACAAAAACACUUCCUUGAUUGGUGGCCCCUUUUAAAAGAGGAGUUUGAAAAAGAUUAUUGGCGCUUUUGUUGGCAACAAGUUAAAAAUUCUUUUUCAACUGAACAAAUUCGCUAAUUUAAAAGUCGUUAUAUUAGGUCAAGAUCCCUAUCAUGGAAUUGGUCAAGCGAUGG